Calypte anna (Anna's hummingbird) is the source of this 552-nucleotide messenger RNA. RefSeq names its product feather keratin Cos1-1/Cos1-3/Cos2-1-like. The record is from RefSeq and is a predicted model, not a curated record. Gene Ontology annotation, cellular component: intermediate filament. The transcript has 3 exons. NCBI's taxonomy places the organism in Eukaryota, Metazoa, Chordata, Aves, Apodiformes, Trochilidae. The coding region runs from base 1 to 552 and encodes 183 amino acids. Gene Ontology annotation, molecular function: structural constituent of cytoskeleton.
AUGGUGGAGGAGAGCAGCCCUACUCAGCGUGGUUCUCUACCACAGAUGCUGCCCUGUUUCUUCUUGUGUUCUGAGAGGCAAGAGAAGUCCUCCAAGAAGCCUUUAGCCCUGCUGGAGAUGGCUAGGCUUCCUCUGGACCUGGGGCAGUGCAGGAGCAGUAUAAAAGCCAUCCCAGCUCCUCACUCUCUCAUCCACUUCACUUCUCACUGCCUUCUCUCCCAGGUGCACCUCCAGCCUCACAACAUGUCCUGCCAGCCCUGCUACCAGCCCUGCCUGCCCUGCGGCCAGUCCUGCGGCCCGACCCCGCUGGCCAACAGCUGCAAUGAGCCCUGUGUCAGGCAGUGCCAGAGCUCCACCGUUGUCAUUGAGCCCUCCCCCGUGGUGGUGACCCUGCCCGGACCCAUCCUCAGCUCCUUCCCACAGAACACCGUCGUGGGCUCCUCCACCUCUGCUGCCGUUGGCAGCAUCCUCAGCUCAAACGGAGUGCCCAUCAACUCCGGGGGUGUGGACCUCUCCUGCUUCGGCAACCGCUACUGUGGCAGGAUUUGCUAA